Polistes canadensis is the source of this 1231-nucleotide messenger RNA. RefSeq names its product GDP-fucose transporter 1 (gene nac). Lineage: Eukaryota; Metazoa; Arthropoda; Insecta; Hymenoptera; Vespidae. The transcript is spliced from 5 exons. Gene Ontology annotation, cellular component: Golgi apparatus. Gene Ontology annotation, molecular function: antiporter activity. Gene Ontology annotation, biological process: protein O-linked glycosylation via fucose; GDP-fucose import into Golgi lumen. The record is from RefSeq and is a predicted model, not a curated record. The coding region runs from base 180 to 1172 and encodes 330 amino acids.
UGAGUUUAAUACUCCUUCAAUGUUUUUUAUUUAUGUCUUUAACUAUGAUUGGAUUGGAAUGAUUGACAAUACGUUAUUUAAGUGAAUCAUUUCUAUUUAUUACAGUAUAAAUAGGGCUAAUUUAGAUGUCAAAUCAUAUACUUUGUCAUAGUUAGAAGUAUGAUGCAUUUUCUGUAAAGAUGGAUAUAGAAAUUUUAUCAAGAUAUUCUUAUAUAGCAUCAGUCGUUGCUAUUUAUUGGAUUGUGUCAAUUUUGACAGUCUUUGUAAAUAAGGCACUGUUGUCUAGUAAAACUGUAAAUUUGGAUGCACCAUUAUUUGUGACAUGGUUCCAAUGUAUUGUGAGCGUUGUUAUAUGUGUAACUCUUAGUAAUUUAUCUAUAUUGUUUCCAAAAUAUCUUAAAUUUCCCAAUGGCAAUCCGUUUAAAAAAGAGACGAUUAAAAAGAUAUUGCCAUUGUCCAUACUUUUUACUGCAAUGAUAGCUUCAAACAACUUAUGUUUAAAAUACGUUGGAGUUGCAUUUUAUUAUGUGGGCAGAUCAUUGACUACCGUGUUUAAUGUUAUCUUUACUUAUAUAAUUCUUGGACAAAAAACUUCAAUGAAGAGUAUUUUAUGCUGUACUAUGAUUGUCGCUGGAUUUUGGCUUGGCGUUGAUCAAGAAAAUGUUGCAGGUUCUUUGUCUGUUUUAGGAACAAUAUUAGGUGUAGUUGGAUCAUUAACACUCUCUUUAUAUUCGAUUCAUACUAAACAUAUUCUUCCUGCAGUAAAUCAAAAUAUUUGGUUACUUUCUUAUUAUAAUAAUUUAUACAGUAUUUUCCUUUUUAUACCCUUAAUGUUAUUUAAUGGCGAACAUUGGGAAGUUUACAAUUACGACAAACUUGGAGAACCUUUUUUUUGGAGUGCAAUGGUCAUAGGUGGUAUUUGUGGUUUUGCAAUUGGUUAUGUUACAGCUCUUCAGAUAAAAGUAACAUCUCCUUUAACGCAUAAUGUCAGUGGUACUGCAAAAGCUUGUGCACAAACUAUUUUAGCAACAUAUUGGUUUAACGAACACAAGUCAUUUUUGUGGUGGACUAGCAAUGUUAUUGUUUUAAGUAGUAGUGCAGCUUAUGCUAGAUUUAGACAACUUGAUUUAAAUGCUGAGUACAAAGCAGAAAGAUUGCUAUUAAAAGUAUAAUAUUAUAGAUUAUAUAUAUAUAUAUAUAAAGUAGGAUACGAUAUUAUAUAAAGAGAGAA